AUGUUAUGGUGUGCUACCGCAUUUCUCUUGAUUGCGGGAAAGAGCUCGAAUCGCUUGGAUCGCUUGGUUGUUGCGACUGAUGAGGUGGACAAGCCAUCCUACGGAGUUUAUGAAGUUAAAGGCCGUGAUUACUUUCCACACUCGGAGUUCAUCGAUCACUUUAUGUUGACUAAGACAAAAAUCACAGAGAAAGGGACCUACUACAUGUCUUAUUGCUCAGACUACCUCAAAUCCGUCGAGAUAGCUAGCAUCAUCACUGAAGGACUAACGGACAUCACAUAUCAGGCCCACGUCGGACUUGCCCACGAUACGAAGAUGGAAAAAAAGUGUCUGACAUACCUAUCUUCUAUAUCCAAGCUAGGACCGGAGCAAAGUGUGAUAGAUUUAUCGAAAUGCGAGAAAAAAGUGAGGAAAAUGUGCACCAGCCGAAUAAUCCUGGACCUAGCAUUUAAGGGUAUUAUUGCUGUAGAUGGACCAUACAAAGCGUUUGCACCGCGAAUGGCUGACCAACUGAUUGUGGUAACCCACGACCAACCUUUAGACAUGAGCUCCCUGUUCCUAAAUGGAGAGACAUUUGCAAGAAGUGGCACAGAGCUUGAACAGAAUGCGCUGGCUUGGUAUCAGGGACAUUUGCAUCUAUUCAAGCAGAACUUAAAAACAAGCGAGUGGACCCCAGUCACGCAGAUAGGAUCGGAGGUUAACAACGGACCAUUGAUCACGAAUCACGUUUUAGAAGCACUUCCUGACUCCAAGCUUCAAUGGACACAAUUUUAUAAAAUGAAGGAAGAGAUUACAAGGCCUUACAAUCCUUGGAAUCUUCAAAGAAGUUGGAGAUAUGAUAGCUAUUCACAAGAAAUCUAUAAUUUUCUUAAUUCUGAUGAAAGAAACUAUGAUCAUUUAAUACACACUUAUCCUUUCUUGAAUAGAAAUUACAGGAACCAUAUUUCUAGAUUUCACGAAUCAUUGCGAUAUUACUUUGACAAUUAUUCACGGAUUUUACAUCAGAUAUUUUGGUACAGUGAGAAACUAUCUCAUCAAAAAUUGAUGCCUCAUCGCACCACGGGCACGAUGAGUCAAUUCGAAGAGAAGGUGAUUACAGAAGCAUAA
Molecule: messenger RNA, 1107 nt
Organism: Blumeria graminis f. sp. triticale
Lineage: Eukaryota; Fungi; Ascomycota; Leotiomycetes; Helotiales; Erysiphaceae
Source: the annotation of a GenBank genome assembly